AUGGCCAACAACAAUAUCUCGGAAUCCCGCUUGGGAAUCGAGACGGAGACGGUGCAGAGUCACCAACAAUCGAUCGAAAUGACAGACCCCAAGGUCCAGCAGGAUAUCUCGCACGUCGAGCGGGUCCUGUCGCCCGAUGACGACCUGAAAAAGGAAGACAUGGAUUUCUCGCGAGUCGAUAAGGAAAUUCAGAUGUACGCAUCCCGUGGCCGCGUGGAAGUCGACGAAGCAACCAACAAGCGACUUAAGAAGAUGAUUGACAAACGUGUGCUUGUGGUCAUGAUAUGCACAUACUUCCUGCAGGCCUUGGAUAAAGGAACCAUGUCAUUCGCCUCCAUCAUGGGUAUCAAGGUCGACGCGGGCUUGGAAGAUGGACAAAAGUACUCCUGGUUGACUACCUGUAUUUACAUCGCCGUUUUGACUGUGGAGUGGCCGACCAACUGGAUCAUCCAGAGAGUUCCGAUCGCAAAGUACCUCGGCAUUAAUAUUUGUAUUUGGGGGGCAAUCCUGGCGAUGCAUGCUGCAUGCCACAACUUCGCCGGCCUUGUCACUGUCCGUACUUUGUUGGGUAUCUUCGAGGCCUGUUGUCAGCCCACGUUUGUCUUGCUCUCAUCCAUGUGGUACAAGAGAGAAGAACAGGCCGCUACUGUGACCUACUGGUACAUGAUGAACGGGGCUCAGCAGAUCGUCGGCGGCCUUUUAGCCUACUGCUUCACUCUGAUCGGAGGAGACAGAGCACUCAAGUCUUGGCAGGCAUUGUUCCUCUCCUACGGUUGCCUCUCAGUCCUCUGGGGUCUCUUCGUCAUCUGGUGGAUGCCCGACUCCCCGAUGCGUGCCAAGUGCUUCAGCGAAGAGGAUAAGCACCUGAUGAUCGAGCGACUGCGAACAAACCAGACUGGUAUCCAGAACAAGCAGUUCCGAUCUUACCAGGUGUGGGAGGCCCUCCGUGAUCCUCAAACCUGGUGCUACUGCAGCAUCCAGCUAUUCACGACUCUGCCUACCAGUGGUCUUGGUUCGUUUGCUGGUAUCAUUAUGAAGACCUUUGGCUUCACCACUCUGCAAAGCCAACUUCUCGCCAUGGUAUUGGGCUCAUACAUCAUCAUUAUCCUGCUAACGUCGGCAUGGCUGGUAAAGAAAUAUAACCAGAAUCUGUUGGUGAUGCUUGGAUUUGUGAUUCCUUCAUAUAUUGGCACCAUUGUCUUAAUGACCGUCGAAGUUGGCUCAUUGGCAAACAAAGUUGGCCUGCUGAUCAGCUACUAUAUCGCACUAUCCUUCUGGUCCGCUCAAACGUUGGCUCUGUCAAUGGUCUCCCGUAAUAUCGCCGGCCAGACUAAGAAGGCGACCGUUGUGGCUGCAACCUUCAUCUCCUGGGCUGCUGGCAACGCUAUUGGUCCCCAAGUUUUCCUAGACUGGGAUGCGCCCCGUUAUCAUAUCGCGUGGAGUGUGCAUCUUGCAUGCUACGCGUGUAUGACUGUAGCUGUGAUCUUCCUGCGCUUCUACCUGAUCCGACAGAACAAGAAGAAGGAUGCGAUGCUGGCUGCAGCAGGUAUCAGUGCGGCUGAUCCAAAUCUUAUCCAUGCUUUUGAGGAUAAGACUGAUCAGGAGAACUUGAACUUCCGGUACAUUUACUAA
This is a messenger RNA of Penicillium atrosanguineum, 1632 nucleotides long. RefSeq lists its product as uncharacterized. Gene Ontology annotation, biological process: transmembrane transport. Gene Ontology annotation, molecular function: transmembrane transporter activity. Gene Ontology annotation, cellular component: membrane. The transcript has 4 exons. Lineage: Eukaryota; Fungi; Ascomycota; Eurotiomycetes; Eurotiales; Aspergillaceae. The record is from RefSeq and is a predicted model, not a curated record. The coding region runs from base 1 to 1632 and encodes 543 amino acids.